Messenger RNA from Porites lobata, 13201 nucleotides. The record is from the annotation of a GenBank genome assembly. Lineage: Eukaryota; Metazoa; Cnidaria; Anthozoa; Scleractinia; Poritidae.
CCGAAUCCCACUGAGAACCUGCGACUUUACACGCAGUCAGGGAAAACGAAUUAGUGUUGAAUCUACACAACAUCUUUUGAAAUGCAAACUGUGUUGAAAGUUAUUUCAACCGCUCUCUGUUUGGCUGUUUCCUUGGCAUCUCUGUCGGAGCCAUGGAUUGAAGAAGAUAACAAAGAAAGUAUUAUGUCAACAGAUUACGUGCAAGGCUCCUUGUGGCCCAAGCCUUGGAUAUACAAUGCGAGUGGGAAGGUGUUUUCACUUGCUUCCAGUGAUUUUUCUUUUGAUUCCACUGGGGAAACUAGCGAUGUUUUAACGGAAGCUCUUGAACGCUACAGAAGCCUAGUUUUUCCAGACCCAAUGGAAAAAUGUAAAGCAACAUUGCCUAAGAUCACAAAGUUGACGGUGAAGGUGGAGGAAAAAUAUUCGCCUCAAUCACUGGAAACUGACGAGUCAUGUAAGUUUAAUAUUGAAGAGAAUCAAUUUUUGGUAGAUGCUUACAAAACAUACCCAAGGGGUAAGUGUUGGAAGUUUAAGAAAUCUUGGUCACUAGAGAGUUGACAUUGCGUGACUAAUGCCGUGUUUAGACUUGAGCGUGCUACCGAGGUAUUGGAGUUAACUUAGCGGCCGACCAUUUAACUCUUGAGGGGGGGGGAGUGGAUGAUUUUGAAAAAAAAUUUCCUGCAAGCGCUUGUCGGAAGAAAAAAAUUGCAUGCAGCACAAAUGUAAUAAAGAGCUUAAGGGAAAAAAAGGGAAAAAAAUAUCCUGCCCACCAUAUUGCUAGAAAAAAAAUUCUUGAUGACCAGAAAUCACCCACCCCCACCCUCAAGAGUUAAAUGGUCGGCCCCUUACCUAGGUAAAUAUUUUGCGUGUGUAAACGCCAACUGAUACCCUGGUAAACACCGCUCAAGACAAUAGAAAGUUAACUAAGGUAAAAGUUCAGUUUACCGUGCGAGCAGGCAUGGUUAAGGUCGGUAACCAAGGUUUGGAUGACAGAUACAUCCGCUUGCGGUCGCAUAGAAUUUCACAUCCUGUGGUGUCGGGAUUGCGUCAGUCUCAUUCGAUCACGUUUUCGACCAGGUUUCCACGUUUGGUUUCGGUCUACGAAGAAGUUAUGGCAAAAACCAAAGACACAAAAGACACACCAUUCUUCAACAAAAUUUCCAUUUAAUAGAGUUUCGAACCAGAAUUGGUUUCUCGGCCACGACCACGCACGUCUAACGCGCCUUGUCUUGCGAAGGGCAAUUUGUGGCAGAAUUAAUCGCUUUCGCCUCGACCUCUUUAGGUGCUGCAAAAGUAAGAGCUGCUGCAAUCUCGAUUCCUGGGUUUGUUGAUCAAGAACAAGAAAAUAAAACGCGAGGACUACAAGAGCCACAGCUUCUCUUUUAAACGCGAGCAUUUUAUGCGUGGAUUUUGAAUUUUCCGCCAAUUCGAUUAGACUGUGAUUGAUGACAGAUUUACCUUAGUUAUUUGAGCCCGUAUAAACACUGUACAAAUGUACCAGGGUUUAGUCAGUUAAUGUUUACCUUGGUAAACGCUUGAGUGUAAACACAGCAUAAGUGUCUAGUACCGUAAACGUCCGCUCAUAAGCCCCCCAGUUAUUAUCCCAUCCACCUGUAAAAAAUACAUCCGGUUAUAAGUUCCCCCGGAUAUAAGCCUCCCUCUAGCAUGUACUGAAAUGAAUUCGAUUUGUUAAGUCGUUUUGAAGCUUAAAAAAGGGAGUAAAUUAUAAAAGUAUUUAGAUCAGCACUGCUAUGUAGCUUCUUUUAGGUCCGGUUCAGUAAGCGUCCCCGGGUAUAAGCUGCCCCCCUCCAUUUAGAAGCCCUCCUAAAACCCCUUACGAAGUUAAAACCCCAGGGCUUAUAAGCGGAAGUUUACAGGUAUUUUCCCACUACCUUUGCAUUACCUUACAUUUUCUAUCUGAAAAAAGGACCCACCCAUCUGAAAAUUUUGUGGCCGAAUCUACUGUAGUAAUAUAGUUUGGCACAGCUGGAAGUAAAAAAGGAGUUCUCGGGGAUAACGUUGAAGCAAAAAGAAAUUAAAAGAUUUUUCAACUUAAGGCCUGAAAUCUAUUAUUUAGUAUAAAUUGAUAACUAUUAAUAAAAAUGAUGAUAAAAUAUUUCCCAGAAAUUAUUAAUUUACUAUAUUUGCUUGAUUAUUCUUGAACUAAUCUUGUUUUGCACUGUCUCAUUAAGAUACCCUUGUGAUAGAUGGCCCCACAUCAUCUCUUAAUGCCAAGACAGUCUGGGGUGCACUGAGAGGUAUGUAAAGGCUGUGACUCAGUUAUCGAUUCAUAGCACACCUACAGGACAAGCUCUCAGUUUCCUUUUAUGAGACGAUGUCCACACAUAUGAUAAAGUCGAUAUAGUUGGCUGUCCAGAACCACGUUUCCCAGAUGUCUACCUUUGAUAAGUCUCCACGUAUCAAGAAUGUCUGUCUCGUUCUAUUUUGGUGGAUGAUGGCCAGUCACUCGACCCCCCCCCCCCCCUUCUCCCUAUUCCUCAAUCUUUCAAGGGUCCUGUUUAGACUCUCCUUGUAAUUCUCUUAUUUUCAUUAAUACUGUCAUUUUGUCAUUCAUUUAACAGGUCUUGAAACUUUCAGUCAAGCUGUUUACCAAGAUGAGACUGGAUUUGUGAGGCUUGAUUAAAUAAUUACACGAUUUUGUCUCUUACCUCUUUUAACUCUGCAUUGUAUAGCGGAUUAAGAUUUCAUUAUAUUGCAUUGUCUUAAAGUAGCAGUGUACAGCCCCAUCCACAUCUGGGGCAAAUCCAGGACAAUCUUAUAUCCAGAUCUCUUGUGGACAAAGCCAUCCUCUCCUACUAGAGAUCCGGGUACGAGAUUAAAUCUAGGAAUUUUAUUGGGGUGAAAAGGAAGAGGAAGGGUAAAAAGUGGGGAAAGUAUCUGGAGUAUGAUGUGCGAUUAAGAAGUCCAAGGAACAUGGUAGAUUGGGAAACCACUGAAGAUUAGUCGACUCUGAAAAUGCCACUUACCGGUAGUCUAGACUUAGACUGCUUGCAUGCCGCCUUUUCUCUUAAAAUCCGUCAAGUUCUUAUCUCAGCCAGCGCGAUUGCAAACCACGACGUUAUGUUAGAAGGGAUUGGGACCAGACGAGAAAAGACUUUUUCUUCUCGGGCUUGCGCCCUCGUUUAUCGCGCGCCGCUGGCGUGCUUGGGUUUCGCUUGCAGUAACUUUGCAAGGAAAAAUAAGAGACUGCUCGCAGUCUAGUCUAGACUACGAUCAGUCUCCUAUUUUCUCUUCUGAGUCACAGAAGAUAAAGAGUUUGUGCGAGGGCUCAAUAUCUCCUCCUUUUUAUCUCUAGCUUGCAUUAUUUUACUUUUCGCUCGCCACGCGUAGCUAUGUAGUGCAGGCUAAUGCCUAUGAGGAACGAAGGACUACUGCUAACGGUCGACCGGUAGGCAUCUGAGAUUGGUAAUUUGUUUUUGCUAAUUCUCUUUCUUGAAGGAUUCCUUGCCAACUCUGCCAUAUUGAUCAACCUAACACCAUCCCUAAGUUUCCCCAAACAAUCGACUAGAAUAGAUCAGUUUUAAAACAUGUAAUUUUUAUAUAUUCUUUUACUAUCCAAAAACGUCUCAUUUCAGUACCUUGCCAGUGGGUCAUCAAUCAGCGACUACCCACGAUUUCGCCACAGAGGAUUCAUGAUUGACACAUCCAGACAUUUUUUGGAGCCUUCUGUUAUAUUUAAGUUCAUUGUAAGUCGCCGUAUUCUUGGCGGGAAAAAUAAGGUUUCGCACAACCCUCGGAUUAGAAAGGUUUGAAGGCAUAUUGCGGCAGAUCUUGAUCCCCUUAAUUAAUACCUGGUAGUUAGUGGAUUCAAAUGAAUGAAUGUGUAAAGACUAGAGAUAUUUUUCACCAAACGGGAAACUUUAGGCGUAUUUAGUAUUUUCUUUUAUAACCUCUAUUCAGCUGUUGUGACAUGCGCAGAGGAAAUUUGUGAUACUUAACGGUGCCAACUUAUCAAGGAAUCUCGGUAAAGACAAUAAAUACUGUGAUUUUUGCAAUAUUUCAUGCGUUUCCUUAGCCUUUCUAACUGAUUGGGUGCCCUGUGGUUUUGGGGCCUAAAAAAACUAGAAAAAAACCUAUACCCCAAUUGGACUCUCCUUACUAGCAGGUGUUGUUUAGGAGGUCAGGUUUUGCCAUAAUCAUCCGCUGUCAAACUUAUUCUAAUCCGUGGGAUGUGCGAAAUCCCCCUAUGCUACCAGACUAUUUGCCUUACUUUGUUUUGUUAUUGCUUCUAUGGGUUUUAAUCAGUAAAUUGAACAAGUGCCUUUUCUGCCUGUCCUUAGGAAGCCAUGUCUUACAGCAAGUUUAACGUCCUUCACUGGCAUGUAGUGGAUGACCAAUCAUUUCCAUUUGUUAGUGACAGCUUUCCUGAAUUAAGUGGGCAGGUAUUUGAUGCUUAAUUGAGGUGUAUACAGAUUGUGUAUGCAUCUAACACUCAUUUAAGGCUAUGUUUACACCAUGCCGAAUAGCUUUUGCGCUGCAAGAAAACUAUACUGGACGGGGCAUCUUUUCGUACAUAAGAACGGUGAUCUCGGUGCGAUUUGUAUAACGAAGUGAAGCUGGGUCGCGCCGAUCUCGAAAGUGGAGCGUCGCAUAUCGGAUACAAGGUUUUGUGUUACUCACACCUUGCUGGAGAGUGAACAGGUAUAUUCGGACCGUAGAAAAAGUGAAUAAAUGGGAAAGAGGACUGCUGACCCACUGAGACGAAAGUAAAUAUUCAGGAGUGAGGACCGGAGAAAUCUCUCGGCCAACACGCCUCCGGCACGAUGUUUGAUGUGUGUGAACGACUUGUUCCAGUUCUGUAUUGUUGCUGUUCUGGUACUCAUUUAAUAUGAAACGUAUAGUGUGAAACAAGCCUAAAAAAAUCUUUCCAAGGACAAAUUCAUCCACUUCUUCUUACGAAGCUUGGAAUCGAGGAAGAUGACGUUCAAGUGCCCUUUCUUUAGCCGGAGUUUGAAAAUGAAUACUCAGAAUUAUUGUAUUCUUCACAGAACUGUAAUACAUUUACAAACAUCGCCCGCCUUGAUUAACUCUCGUUUUACAUGCGUAGUGUAUACAUUUGAACCAAGUAUUAUUGAACUUAUGGAUAAAUAAAUGAAACAAAAAGAAAUCGGUCGGGGCAGAGGAUUUUGAAGGGAUCUUCGACUUCUUCAAAAGGGAAAAGGGGGAAUCAAUGUACCAGUGUUCCUCUUCAGACUGAUGGCAAUGGGAGAGCUAUUUUUCAGUGUAAUAGACGAUAUCAUAGACCCAAAGUUAUAGUAUUCAACUUUGGUAACGGAAAAUUCAAUCGAAGUUAAGCUUAAUUAUAUCUGACGGCGUACUUGCAAAGAUUAGAGUUCAAAUGAUAAAUCAGAUCAUACUUAAAAAUGUUCCAUUAUGAUAACAGCAGCCACAGAGAGCCAGGAACCCAAUCUUUGUUGCGGAAGCGUAAAUGAAACAAUCAGUAUGUUAAUUGAUUCACCUGUUAAGUCACUCAACCCACCAACCAAUCAAUCAAUUAGUCAGUCAACCAAAAUUAGUUGAUCGUUGUCAUUCGUAGGGGUUUUCUUUUCUUUUUUUUUUCCUAGGGUGCUUACAACAACAAAACCCACAUUUAUACAAAAGAGGAUGUCAAUAACAUUAUCGAGUACGCUAGGAUGCAUGGAAUCAGAGUUGUUCCAGAAUUUGACACGCCAGUAAGAACGACUAUAAAGAGUGUAUGAAGUAGAAUGGGAUGACAGGUCCCGUGCAAGCGACAGCAUGAAACCAGCAUUUUCACCCACUGAACAGGAGUACAACAUAUUGGUCCAACGUCACCCAACAAUGUUGUAUGGUGUUGGGUGCGUUCAUACGGACCUAAGUGUUUUUAGUCAAUCAAACCCGGGGUCCGCAAAAUUUUUUGAACUAACAAACACUUGCAUGGAUCCGCCUUUUCGUUUACACGGGACCCGCAGAACCGUCUACGUUUUUCAACAACAAAUAGUAGAAUUUGCACGAUUCCGUGUGGACGGUUUGCUCAAGUAAAAAAAAUCGCCCGUUCAAAAAUUUGUCCAGAGCCGGGUUAACGGGGUUUCACUUGCCAAAUCAGUUCCUAUGAAUCGCGUUUACCAUUUGCAUUUAUCAGUUGCAUUAACCGAAAAACUCCCUCAAAAGGCUGAAACUGGUAUCAAAUAAGAAUGGCUUUGAAGAAAACGAAUGAAACACGAAUUUCCGUUUGGAACAUUCCGACCUGGGGAAAAAAGGGCCACCUUUUCAGACGUUCUGUUGCUCCCUAGAAUUUUUCACCGGAACGACCUUAACAGUCGUGUUCCAUUUACUUUCCAACCGGAUCUUCCGGAAACUUUUUGCCAAUGGUAAACAACCAAAAUCUGCCAAUUUGAGCAUCGCGGUCGAGUUUGUGUAUUCUCUCAAAACAAUCGAAUUUCGACAAGUCUUAAUGUUAAUACGUCAUUAGUGUGAACAUCUACUGUCGCACUACAUCCAAAAAAGUUAUCACUUCCACCCAUUAUUUUCCAUCAACGUCUAUAAGAUUUUCUGUUGUCUUGAAAAUAGACCGCGAUUUCUCACAUUGCUGUUUUUGUGUAGUGGGAAUUCACAACGUUCUCUAGCACUUCCUAUCAUUUUGAUCUCAUUGACCAUUAUAAACAUCCAGGAGCCCGUCACAAUUUGUUAACAAACAACAAAGGAUUAUGCUCCGUCAGGGAGCUCUCUCUUGUAAAACACCGAAUAAAAGUUUGUGAACCUCUCCGGAAACUAACUUCCGAUUAAUUUCAAGGUUUUAAUUGGUCUAAAAAUAACUUUGAUGAAAUUCACAUCAGUUCCCAGGGCGAGCUGAGACUGGGCGUUACCCUCUCUGUCCCAUUAUUCUCUCUUAGUAUGAGUCAUUGAGUGCUCAACCGAUUCUCGCUCAACUUAAUUUUAAAAACCCCUAUAAACCACUGUGGUAAACCCCACAUUAGGGUACCUUGAGGAAACUCUAAAAAAAGUGUCCAGUACAUUCUUGUUGGGUUGACUACAUAUUAUUAAUAUUUGCUUUUAGGGUCACACUAGAUCCUGGGGAAGCAUAAAGAAUUUAUUAACGCCAUGUUACUCUAAAGGAAAGCCAUCAGGGUAAGCAAACCUAUGUUAAAGAACGCUGCGGAUUUAUGCUGUUAGUUUUUCACGUGUUAACUUUUAUUAAUGAAUAAACUGUGGUGCCGCGUUGAAACUCAAAACGUUAGUUUUGUCUACCAGGAUGUUAAGGACAAUUUGCUAUUGUAAAGAAUAUUUUCAAUACCCAGGGUAUAGUAGUGUCUUCGUUUCUAUUAUCCUGAUAAUAAGGACUUUAAUUUUCAUCGUGCAUUGUGCCUCUUCACCCAAUUCCCUGUUUAAUAGCAGAGGCCUCUGUACCCUUUCCUCUUUUGCCUAGUUGUAUAUAUGCCGCGUUAUUGACCAAACGUGAGGUUAAGAUGGCUGGUUAUUGAUCAAGGUCCUUUUUUGACCUUUUUACGGACCUAGACGAAACAACAGGGAACUCUCUCUUGUUAGAAAUAGCGGUUUAUAAAAACGCAAACGCCACUAUCCAGCCAUCUCGAUCGAGAAAGGUGAUAACCCAUAUGUUAAGCAAAUAAUGUAUCCGUCCAUACCUGUCCAGUCAUCCUUGCUUUCAAUGUCAAGGAUUUAUUACAUGUCUAAAAGAACUUUUCUUACGGGGCCAAAGCGGGAAAUCCCGAGAGGGUAAGAUAAGUCCAUCUUGCCUGCUCAAAAAGCCAAUCAGAACACAGGAUUCGCUUCGUCUUGCCCCCUUCCUGAACCAGCAACUUGAUGGGUCGCAGUUAGUAGAAAUACCCAUAGGCGCAUGCUUCAAACUCCAGGAACUAGACGACUGAUUUGUAGGUUCCGGCCAAGCUCUGCCGUUGCCAUACAUCAGUGGAUUAGCGUCCCGGUGGGGUGAGGGGGGGUUGCUUCCUUUCCGAUAAACAGUCAUGUACCUUUCCGUUACGUUUGCAGGUCAUAUGGACCAAUCAAUCCAACUCUGGACUCCACCUUCACAUUUUUGAAGACGUUUUUCUCAGAAGUUGCCGAGAGAUUUCCUGAUCAUUACCUUCACCUGGGAGGGGACGAAGUCGGUGAUAAGUGUUGGUAUGUGAACGCACUAGGUUAACAAACGAAGGAAUGUAAGUGCUUUACAUUGGCUGCUUCUUAGUGUUGAUCUAUCAAAAAAUGUCUGGCCAAAUAUGGCGAUGUUGUUGUGGUUUGGAUAUUGUUAGGUGUCUUUUCAAUUUUUAGUGUUCAUGCGCAUGCGUCAUUUGAUGAUCGACCAACCCGAGAAGUACCAAAACAAUCUUCUUCUUUUCCUCCCCUUACAGGGCAAGUAAUCCUAACAUUACAGCGUGGAUGCAGAAGAUGGGAUAUGGACAAAACUAUUCUCUUCUUGAGCAACAUUACGAGCAGAAGUAAGUUGAGCUUCAUACUAAGGGCGUUACUGGAUAGAGUCAAACCUCUGCUGACGGCUAUCCCAGGGUGUAGGGCCAUCCCAGGGAUGUAGGGGGCGGGCACGCAAUGGGAACGUGGGUAGACCGGGUGUCAAGUUCAGGAAAAGAAAUAUGGAAAUUUCGGGUCGUAGCUGUGCAGUGACGGCGAAAAAUUGUACUGUACUAAAAAGUGUGAUGUUCGUGCAGAAUUAUUGUUUUGCUUGUGUUUUUGUCCAGCGUGACAAAGGGUGACGUGUGAUGGGACCCAAACAGUAUCAGCGUGAUGCGUGAUCGGGCCCAAAUUAGCCACGAGGCGUGAAUGGGCUUAGCAGCGUGAUGCGUGAUUUACUAUUUUCACAACGCGUGAAGCGUGAUUUUCCUUUGAAAUUUCCAUGAUGGUUAAUGAUUAUCAUUUGAAACAAGAAGCAGAGACAUUUAAGAUAGAUAUUUAUGACACCAACUUCUUGCCCUUUUUCCUCUUUCCUCGACCUCUGAUUUCAUCAGAUCAAAUGUUAAUAGGAUACUUGUUAAUGUAUAUAAUAUUUUAUUUUAUUUUCCGUGAUGCGUGAUAGCUUGAAAAAAAAAUCGGCGUGAUGCGUUUGACGUUCCCGUCCCCAAUGCUGUCGUGGCCAAAUAAGCUGUCUACUGAUAAACUAAAUUCGCUUCCAUUCCACGUCUGUAUGUACAGCUCAUUAAUGACGAUAUGCAAACUUGAUCCUAAGAAGGUCUUUUGGAAAUCGAAAGAAAGAACAACAAAAACCAAACCCAACAAGUAAUGUUGGUGAAACCCCAGCGAUGACAUAUGAUUUGCUAUGAUGUAUAUAGGACCCUGAAUUAUCACGUGAUUCAUCUCUGAAUUCCUGUCAUAUUUUCAGCCUCCUACAGAUAGUAGCCGCCCUUGACAAGAGCUACAUUGUGUGGCAAGAAGUUGUUGAUCGUGACAUCAAAGUCCUCCCUGAUACUGUGGUGAAUAUUUGGAAAGGUGGCUGGAAGAAUGAAAUGGCAAAAGUGACGAGCAAGGGGCUCAGAGCAAUUCUUUCAUCUUGUUGGUAUCUCAACCGCAUUCAUUUUGGAAUAGACUGGUCACAGGUACUUUUCGCAUUUAUCAGGCUUAAUUCAGCCUUUCGCUAAGAUGUUAACUGCCAGUGACAGUUGUACUUGUAAUGUAACGAAAUUAAACUGGACCGUUUCUUGUUCUUUUUCAGUACUAUACUUGUGAUCCAACAGACUUUACUGGUAAGAAAUCAGUCCCACUGAUGAGGAGGAGCGAAUGAGGCCAAAUAAUUAUAUCCGAAAAAAUCCUAUUAGGCCAAAACGAGACCCAACAAGAGUAAAGCAAUGGCCAAGAACCUGAUACACGAAAAGAAAGUUCUCUUAUGAACAGAAGUUCUCCGAGUUAUUUUCACGUGUUUUGAGUUUUUUGUAAACCCACAGAAAAAGGAGUCUGCAAAAUAGUUCUUUUUCUUUUCUUUUUAUAUUUUGCGGUUAAAAAGUCACCCCCAAAUUUCUAACCCGAGAAAAAGUUCACAUAUCUUUAAUGUCAGACCCCCAAAAAGGACUUCGCACCUCCCCAUCACUAGUUAUACCCGAGUGCUCUUCCCCCCCCCCUCCCCUCCCCCCUGCGCAAGGGGCUCUUCUUACAGCGCGUAGUUACCCUGCUUCCUCGUCGCGAGCUUGAGAUAAGACUGAGAUGGUUAUUUAGCGGCUGAGCGUAGCGAGCAAAAAAACUGAAAAUAAGAAACAAAAUGGCCCAUGACUUUAUGCAUGUUUCAGAACGAAAAGAAGUGUAUCAUCUAUGUUCAUUGUAAAAGCAUUUGAACAGCAGUUUCAAUCUGUCUGCGAGCAAUAUUUUCUUAGUCCAUCGAGCAAACUGCACUAGAGAGGAAAAUAACAACGGUGUUAUUAGCCGUUAUCGUAGUGGUAGUAGUAGUGUUAGUGGUAGUGGCAGUGGUUGUGGUAGUGGUAGUGGUAGUGGUGGUGGCAGUGGGGAUGGUAGUGGUAAUGGUGGUGGCAGUGGCAAUAGUGGUGGUAGUGGUGGUGGUAGUGGUAGUGGAAGUGGUGGUGGUACGUAAUGGUAGUGGUGGUGGCAGUGCCAAUGGUGGUGGUAGCAGUAGGGAUGGUGACAGUGGCAACGGUGGUGGUAGUGGAAGUGGUGUUGGCCGCGGCGACAGCAGCAGUAGUACUGAGUUGUAGCAGUAGCAAUAAAAUUGAGUUUGAAGAGACAUAUUUGUUUUCCGAAAUAGGGGUCACUGUCUUUGAUCAUUUUCUCUGCUUGUUAUAUUAUUUCAGGCACAGACAAACAAAAGGAGUUAGUGAUCGGCGGUACAGGUUGUAUGUGGGGAGAGUAUGUUGAUGGAGGUAACAUACUUCCAAGAACCUGGUAAGAAUUUCAAAGGACCCUUUUUUUGAUAUUUUAUAGCCCAUUUUUGUGCGGGAGUGUCAAAUAACUCUUACUUUCGAAGCAAGUAUUAAACUCACGUAAAAUCUUGAAGGUUUCCUUUAACGAUAUCAGUCACUGGUUUCUCAAUUUGCUAUCAGUGAUUAACAGAUUCAUUGACAAGGUUCCCUCAGGUAGUUAGCAUUAAGUUAACUGAUUGUGUGUUUUUAGAGAUGACGCCAAAAUAGAGGAAGUAUGGUAUGGUGUGAGACUGAAAUGCUUCAAGAAUGAUGGAAGGAAAAAAAGAGGCACAGACUAAGGCUUUCACAAAGAUCUUCUCUCUCUUUCAUCGCAAUCUUUUUUAUUUCCCCAGGCCCCGCGCUCUUGCAGUAGGAGAGAGACUGUGGAGCAGUAAAGACACCACUAAUUUAGCCGACGCUACUGGAAGACUCUGGGAACACCGCUGUCGUUACGUAAGGUACGAUGUCAUAACCCAAAAUUAUUUUUUAAAAAGGGAUACCAGCAAUCAGUAUUUAGGAACUGAAAGUGUUCCCUGUCGUCUGUUGCUACGGAUGGACAAGUAUGGACAUGGAUUGAAACUUGAUAAAGUUUUAUUGCUAUACCUUCAUAAGUCACCAAAAAAAAACAUAUCUUCUUCAUAACUCCAAAGAAGCAUUUCGUGUAUCAGACUUUCUAAAAGUCCUUUUAUUUUUUUUCCUGGUUGGUUAUGCCAUAUUGACUUCGACUUAAAAACUUAUGAGAGGUCGACUUGUCAAGUCUAUUUGUGUAUUGGUUAAGGCACUGCACUUGGCAAUAACUUAAAUCCCAACAGAUUAAGGCCUGCGCUAUAGAGCUAAAAUGCUUAGGGGUUAGUGCAUGUAACAGCGACAAAAUCAUGUGCAGUUCACAGAAGGCUCUGCUAAGGCUGGUUUCCACAUGACCACUACGAUCACCAAGAAAUAAAGAAAAGUUCGAGACAAUGUAACAAUCUCAUGGAAACUCCACUUCAGCAUCCCGCUGAGAUGAACCUCAGUUCCUUGUCACGCAGUUUCCCAAUGAUCGCUGAACUUACCAGGGAACAUGAAAUCAGCCUGUCGCACUAUUUCUUAAACUAAUUAUUCAGUAAACUAUUCUUCCAAAAAUGCUAUUAGGGAUGUGCAGCGCACACGCAAGAACGUGUUUCCCAAGUACACGAGCACGAAGAUUUUUCGUCAUGUUGCAUGUUCAAAAAAAGGACUAGUUAUGUCGCUGGUGAAACUUUCUUUCCUCAACAUGCCCCAUAAAGGUCCUCACGACGAACGUCGCAUCACAUGUUUGACCUAAAUCUGCGCUGAGCAAAUUUCAUCGAAGAGUAUCAGCGCGCACAAAGACACGUGACUAGGCAUCAGACUCCUACUCGAUUACCAGCCGCUAUUCGGGAAAUGAGCCUGCGCUCUUCUCCCGAAAAAUCUCUUCUCUCUUCUCUGGGGGAAAAAAAUAAUAAACGGAGCUGAGAGAGCGGUGGAAAUCAAGCCUACUUAUCCCCCUGUGUCCCAACUUUAAUGGUUAUUUUUUGUCAUCUAACAGGCGCGGAAUUCCUGCGGAGCCCGGUGUCAGAUCCAAGUACUGCAGAUACGAAACUCGUUUUAAUUAAAUGACCGUAAUAUAAACCACACGUCCCUUCAUACAUGUUUUGCCAUGAAUUUCAGGCUGGACUGUGGGCAAGCUAUUAGUAAUAGAAAUGUUCGUGGAAAGACUCUUAGGGGUCAGUUAUUUAAACGGAGUUUAGCCAGCCUUUAACAAACCCGCGUUCUAAAUCAUUUUCAGUUUGCCGAAAGCAAAGCAUUUAUCGUGAACAGUUUCAUGCAAGCAUAUAAAGUAGACUAGACACGCAUUUUUCUUCUAAAGUAAUCCACUAGGGAAGAGAUCUACAGGUCCAAAGAUUUCCUAAACCGCGGUCUAAGUAAGACUUCGUUUAAAUAACCGACCCUUCAGUUCCACUAGAGGAAGGGUGGUAGUGACAUAACUAACUGGUUUUCAAAAGAGAUUUUUCUUGAUUUAAAAUAUAAUGGUUAGUUUUCAUCGUUACACUACAAAAGUAAUUAUUGAGCAGAGCACCAGUAGAACUAAAAUGAGCAAAACAGUAUUUGUGUGAAAGCUUUUAAUGGUACUUCAACUAACAAACUUGUCUAAAAAAAGAGCCCUCUGCCCGCCGAGUCAGUUAAAGGCAGUAUGAAUUAAUGACUAUCAACUUUCGUGACUACAACAAUCUUCCGCAAACACAAUUUCUGUGGGCGUUUUGAUCAAUUUACAAGCUACAACCUGCAUCGGUAAAUCUUGGGCUUCAUGAAACUGAAUAUUAAAACUAGUUUGCGGUAAUUUAUAAUAAAUUAAC